ACACGUCAAUAUGAUUGACAAUACCCCUGCCUCCGCCCGAUAUUGACGUGAAAAAUUCAGAAUUUCUGGAUAAUCUACAAUAUUAUUGAACAACAAUACGUACUUUAUUGACAAUAUUAUUGAGUGUGUGCGGCUAGCCUAACAUUUUAGAAGCACUAUUGAAGAAUGUCCAGUUUUGGUAGAAGUGUAUUUUUAAGACAAAUGAUUUCGAUUGUAAAACACAAUUUAAUUAAAAAGAGUAGCUCACGAGCUUCUUUCGAUUUGUCGGAACCGGUUAUUAAAGCUUACUUCAAAAGAAUAAUGUUCGAACAUGAAGACCUCUAUAUGAAAAUGCAAAGAACUCCGGAAGAAUCUCGUCGUUAUUUUGAAAUAAAACCAAUCGUUAAUAUACUUCAACACCGUAUUUCCUUGCUUGAGAACAUUGCUACGCUCAAACAACUCAUAAAGAACAAAUACUCGCAAACUGAGGAUGACGCUGAGAUUAAAAAAAUGAUGAAAGAAGAAAGUAAAAUAUACGAAAAGCGUAUGGAUGAUCUCGAUCGUGAACUGCAAAGGACACUCCUAGACCCGAAACUAACGGAAGGUAUAGUGCUGCUGGAAGUCAAGGCCGAUAGUGGAGGAGAGGAAGCCAUGAACUUUGCGAAAAAACUAUUCAAAAUGUAUAGAACAUACGCAAACUAUAGAGACUGGGAAACCAGCGUUGUCUCAUAUGAGAAGUCAAAUGAGGAGGGUAUUAUCAAAGCUUCAAUGUUCAUUGAGGGUUUAGGUGCAUUUGAAUUUAUGAAAUUGGAGGCUGGGAUACACUGUGCAAAAAAAGCUUCUGCCACAAAGGGUGACGGUCAGAACAUUGAAACUAGUACAGCAGUCGUAACUGUUCUACCAAAGCCGACAGAAGAUCAACUAAGUAUCCCUGAAACUGAUAUUAUUAAAGAGAAACUUCCCAACGAUAGUGCUGUUCGGAUCACACAUAUACCAACCGGGUUGGUGGCUGAAUGUCAGGAAAAUAAAUCGAAAACAAAAAAUAAACAUGUUGCCAUUCAGAAAUUAAGAACACUGUUGUUGGAGAAGCAAGAUCAAACAAGGAACAGUGAAUCUAAGAUCUCUGUGGCAAAUGGAGGGCAAGAAGUUCGGACAUAUGAUUAUAUACAGGAUCAAGUGAUAGAACAUCGUAAAGGUGGCGGGACUGUUCAGAAUCUGCAAAGGUUCAUGCACGGCAGCGAAAAAUUGGAGCAGGUCCAAGAGAAUUUGCUAAAAGAGCAGACCUGCUCGACACUCAUGGAGGAAAUUAAUCAAUAUGCAACAGAGUCAGUGAAAAAUUAACAUAAUUUGCUUUACAUUUUAUAUAUGACAUUACUAGCUUUUAUUGCUGAUUUAUUAAAGAAUUAAUUAUGAAAUAAAA
Messenger RNA from Spodoptera frugiperda (fall armyworm), 1399 nucleotides. Its product is annotated as peptide chain release factor 1-like. Gene Ontology annotation, biological process: translational termination. Bases 166 to 1320 code for a protein of 384 amino acids. Lineage: Eukaryota; Metazoa; Arthropoda; Insecta; Lepidoptera; Noctuidae. The record is from RefSeq and is a predicted model, not a curated record. Gene Ontology annotation, molecular function: translation release factor activity. The transcript has 2 exons.